AUGUGUCCAAACACUCGUUUCCUUGUAACAACAGUCACAAUAGUGAUCUUUUUCUACAUAUCCAUCAUGAAAGCAGACUCGCAUGACAUCACUGCAGGAAAUCUUGCGCACAUCACCAGUUAUUCUUUUUACGAACCAACGAUACUGAAAUACUUUAACCAGUUGGUCUACGUGUCCUAUCCAAAAGUAAAUUCUGAUGUUGUGAUCCAAUUUGAAUCGAAAGCGAUUGCCGAUGAGAUGAACAACAAAUGCAGCAUCGUCAUUUCCGAGUCAGACGAUCGUGAUUUUCUGGCACCGGAAGCGAAGGUUUUGGGAAACGGAAAACUAGUUGUUGCACUGAUCGAGACACCAGCAGCUGAAGUUGGCAUGCACUAUUUGAGAUUUUUUGUGGUGGAUCUUCAGGAAAAGUGUGCUCAUCACAAUUUUACUCUGGAGUUUGGUAACGAAUCACCAGUGUAUUACAGGCCGUUCACGUUGAUUUCGUACCAAGAGACGUUUGAUGUUUUUGCAAAAAGCUUUCAUUGCCAACCAUCGGGCAGUAUGUGCCUUAUGAGAUUUAGCCCAAAAGGCGACCGACAGUCCACCCUGAACUUCAACUUCGCAACCAACGAGACUGACUUCGAUCUCGUGAAGCUCUCCCCUCUGGUGGAGUUCGAUUCAGCCAGCGGCUACGCUUACGUUUCGACCGCGACCUCCACAUUGUCGAUCCUCAACUCCAACCUUCGAGUCGUCGUGCGUAAACGCCUGAGGGGCUACAUCCAGGCGUCUUCUGUCCUGAACAACGACAUCGGUGUCUGCUGUCACGUGGACAAUAGCGAAGCCCUCACUGAGUGCGUCAAGUUCGAUCGCCGGCUCAAGGUUAAGGCAGUCUUUGUCCUUGCGAAUCCGAAGUCUUCCACAACCGCAAAAAGGCUUUACAAUUUGAUGGACGGUACUUCCUUGCUUGUCUCGAUAUCCAGAGGUAAGGUCGAGACUAGGGUCAAGAGACUUGGUCUGAACGGGAUGGUUAGUGGAGUUGAAGUGUUCAAUUAUGAGUGUGUAAGCUUUCUCGUAGAUCCCAUCGAUCAAUUCGUUGAACUCAAAGGAGGAAAUUAUUGCUUUAGCUUUCUGUGGUCGGGAUUGGAGAUAAACAAGAUGGACCAGCAGUACUGUCUGCGCUGGAACAACCAUCCGGCCAACCUAACUGACGUCCUGAGUUCGCUGUUGGCGCGCGAGGCCCUCUGCGACGUGACCCUCGCUUGCGACGGUGAGACCUUCAAGGCCCACCAGACGAUACUGUCAGCCUGCAGUCCCUACUUCGAGAACAUCUUUCUGCAAAACAUUCAUCCCCACCCGAUCAUCUUUCUCAAAGAUGUCAACGAUACGGAGAUGAAGGCAUUGUUGCACUUUAUGUACAAGGGCGAGGUCAACGUCAGUCAGCACCUGCUGCCCAUGUUCCUCAAGACCGCCGAGGCUCUGCAGAUCCGAGGCCUGACGGACAACAGUGUCAAUAACAAGCCCGACGAGAAGAGCCCAAGCCCUGAACCCGCGGUCCAGGCUAACAUCAGGCAUUCAGAAUCGCCUAGCGUACACAGCCAUCCUGAAAAGAGGAAACGAAAAAUCUCAGGGAACUACGAUGUUACGCUUUCGGGACCACCCAGCGAAAGAUUCCUCUCUGAUUCUCAGGCAUCGUCUCAGUGUAGUUACAAGUCAAGUCCUACGAUCCUAAAGUCCAACAAUGUGGUUGGAGUGGAUCUAGAAGACGGUGGUAGAUCUGUGUCUCCACAGUCACAGGCCCCAAUAAAGCAAGAGCUCGAUCAUCAUAUGUCUGAUUUUCACGACAACCUCUCUCUAUCUGGUCAUCCGGUCGGUGUGAUGAACGAGGACAGCGUCCCCCAAUCUGGGGGUGGUGGUGGCGGUGGUGAUCGCAUAGGCGGUGGAGGCGGACUCGGCCUGAAUGACAGCGUAGCCGCGGGCCUUGACUCGUCGGACCACCACAAUCCACCGGAAAUGCUGGAUGGACUAGAUG
Molecule: messenger RNA, 2008 nt
Organism: Copidosoma floridanum
Lineage: Eukaryota; Metazoa; Arthropoda; Insecta; Hymenoptera; Encyrtidae
Biological process (GO): regulation of transcription by RNA polymerase II
Cellular component (GO): nucleus
Molecular function (GO): DNA binding; protein binding
Source: RefSeq, a predicted model, not a curated record